This is a messenger RNA of Saccostrea cuccullata (small rock oyster), 4791 nucleotides long. RefSeq names its product proprotein convertase subtilisin/kexin type 5-like. The record is from RefSeq and is a predicted model, not a curated record. Lineage: Eukaryota; Metazoa; Mollusca; Bivalvia; Ostreida; Ostreidae. Gene Ontology annotation, biological process: signal transduction. The transcript has 33 exons. Bases 1 to 4791 code for a protein of 1596 amino acids. Gene Ontology annotation, cellular component: cell surface.
AUGCCCGACUUCUUUUACGCUGUGACUGUAUAUUUGUCCUCCUGUCCAGCUGGAAGGUAUUCCUCAACAGGCUAUGAGCCGUGUAAUAGGUGUCCCUUUCAUACCUACAAAGCUGAUGAAGGAGCCGGAAACUGUACAGAAUGUCCAGACAAUCUGAAGACUCUGAGAUCAGGCAGGACUAGUUCUGAUGACUGCCUUGAUCUCUGUCCUCCUGGAACGUAUUCAUCAGCAGGCAUUCAACCGUGUCUAGACUGUCCAUUUCAUCACUACAAAAGUUUUGAAGGAGCAGGAAACUGUACAAAAUGUCCAGAGAAAAAGAUAACUCUGACCAAUGGCACCUCCUGUCCAGCUGGAAGGUAUUCCUCAACAGGCUAUGAGCCGUGUAAUAGGUGUCCCUUUCAUACCUACAAAGCUGAUGAAGGAGCCGGAAACUGUACAGAAUGUCCAGACAAUCUGAAGACUCUGAGAUCAGGCAGGACUAGUUCUGAUGACUGCCUUGAUCUCUGUCCUCCUGGAACGUAUUCAUCAGCAGGCAUUCAACCGUGUCUAGACUGUCCAUUUCAUCACUACAAAAGUUUUGAAGGAGCAGGAAACUGUACAAAAUGUCCAGAGAAAAAGAUAACUCUGACCAAUGGCACCUCCUGUCCAGCUGGAAGGUAUUCCUCAACAGGCUAUGAGCCGUGUAAUAGGUGUCCCUUUCAUACCUACAAAGCUGAUGAAGGAGCCGGAAACUGUACAGAAUGUCCAGACAAUCUGAAGACUCUGAGAUCAGGCAGGACUAGUUCUGAUGACUGCCUUGGUACAUAUAACCUCCUGUCCAGCUGGAAGGUAUUCCUCAAAGGCUAUGAGCCGUGUAAUAGGUGUCCCUUUCAUACCUACAAAGCUGAUGAAGGAGCCGGAAACUGUACAGAAUGUCCAGACAAUCUGAAGACUCUGAGAUCAGGCAGGACUAGUUCUGAUGACUGCCUUGAUCUCUGUCCUCCUGGAACGUAUUCAUCAGCAGGCAUUCAACCGUGUCUAGACUGUCCAUUUCAUCACUACAAAAGUUUUGAAGGAGCAGGAAACUGUACAAAAUGUCCAGAGAAAAAGAUAACUCUGACCAAUGGCACCUCCUGUCCAGCUGGAAGGUAUUCCUCAACAGGCUAUGAGCCGUGUAAUAGGUGUCCCUUUCAUACCUACAAAGCUGAUGAAGGAGCCGGAAACUGUACAGAAUGUCCAGACAAUCUGAAGACUCUGAGAUCAGGCAGGACUAGUUCUGAUGACUGCCUUGAUCUCUGUCCUCCUGGAACGUAUUCAUCAGCAGGCAUUCAACCGUGUCUAGACUGUCCAUUUCAUCACUACAAAAGUUUUGAAGGAGCAGGAAACUGUACAAAAUGUCCAGAGAAAAAGAUAACUCUGACCAAUGGCACCUCCUGUCCAGCUGGAAGGUAUUCCUCAACAGGCUAUGAGCCGUGUAAUAGGUGUCCCUUUCAUACCUACAAAGCUGAUGAAGGAGCCGGAAACUGUACAGAAUGUCCAGACAAUCUGAAGACUCUGAGAUCAGGCAGGACUAGUUCUGAUGACUGCCUUGAUCUCUGUCCUCCUGGAACGUAUUCAUCAGCAGGCAUUCAACCGUGUCUAGACUGUCCAUUUCAUCACUACAAAAGUUUUGAAGGAGCAGGAAACUGUACAAAAUGUCCAGAGAAAAAGAUAACUCUGACCAAUGGCACCUCCUGUCCAGCUGGAAGGUAUUCCUCAACAGGCUAUGAGCCGUGUAAUAGGUGUCCCUUUCAUACCUACAAAGCUGAUGAAGGAGCCGGAAACUGUACAGAAUGUCCAGACAAUCUGAAGACUCUGAGAUCAGGCAGGACUAGUUCUGAUGACUGCCUUGAUCUCUGUCCUCCUGGAACGUAUUCAUCAGCAGGCAUUCAACCGUGUCUAGACUGUCCAUUUCAUCACUACAAAAGUUUUGAAGGAGCAGGAAACUGUACAAAAUGUCCAGAGAAAAAGAUAACUCUGACCAAUGGCACCUCCUGUCCAGCUGGAAGGUAUUCCUCAACAGGCUAUGAGCCGUGUAAUAGGUGUCCCUUUCAUACCUACAAAGCUGAUGAAGGAGCCGGAAACUGUACAGAAUGUCCAGACAAUCUGAAGACUCUGAGAUCAGGCAGGACUAGUUCUGAUGACUGCCUUGAUCUCUGUCCUCCUGGAACGUAUUCAUCAGCAGGCAUUCAACCGUGUCUAGACUGUCCAUUUCAUCACUACAAAAGUUUUGAAGGAGCAGGAAACUGUACAAAAUGUCCAGAGAAAAAGAUAACUCUGACCAAUGGCACCUCCUGUCCAGCUGGAAGGUAUUCCUCAACAGGCUAUGAGCCGUGUAAUAGGUGUCCCUUUCAUACCUACAAAGCUGAUGAAGGAGCCGGAAACUGUACAGAAUGUCCAGACAAUCUGAAGACUCUGAGAUCAGGCAGGACUAGUUCUGAUGACUGCCUUGAUCUCUGUCCUCCUGGAACGUAUUCAUCAGCAGGCAUUCAACCGUGUCUAGACUGUCCAUUUCAUCACUACAAAAGUUUUGAAGGAGCAGGAAACUGUACAAAAUGUCCAGAGAAAAAGAUAACUCUGACCAAUGGCACCUCCUGUCCAGCUGGAAGGUAUUCCUCAACAGGCUAUGAGCCGUGUAAUAGGUGUCCCUUUCAUACCUACAAAGCUGAUGAAGGAGCCGGAAACUGUACAGAAUGUCCAGACAAUCUGAAGACUCUGAGAUCAGGCAGGACUAGUUCUGAUGACUGCCUUGAUCUCUGUCCUCCUGGAACGUAUUCAUCAGCAGGCAUUCAACCGUGUCUAGACUGUCCAUUUCAUCACUACAAAAGUUUUGAAGGAGCAGGAAACUGUACAAAAUGUCCAGAGAAAAAGAUAACUCUGACCAAUGGCACCUCCUGUCCAGCUGGAAGGUAUUCCUCAACAGGCUAUGAGCCGUGUAAUAGGUGUCCCUUUCAUACCUACAAAGCUGAUGAAGGAGCCGGAAACUGUACAGAAUGUCCAGACAAUCUGAAGACUAGAUCAGGCAGGACUAGUUCUGAUGACUGCCUUGCCUCCUGUCCAGCUGGAAGGUAUUCCUCAACAGGCUAUGAGCCGUGUAAUAGGUGUCCCUUUCAUACCUACAAAGCUGAUGAAGGAGCCGGAAACUGUACAGAAUGUCCAGACAAUCUGAAGACUCUGAGAUCAGGCAGGACUAGUUCUGAUGACUGCCUUGAUCUCUGUCCUCCUGGAACGUAUUCAUCAGCAGGCAUUCAACCGUGUCUAGACUGUCCAUUUCAUCACUACAAAAGUUUUGAAGGAGCAGGAAACUGUACAAAAUGUCCAGAGAAAAAGAUAACUCUGACCAAUGGCACCUCCUGUCCAGCUGGAAGGUAUUCCUCAACAGGCUAUGAGCCGUGUAAUAGGUGUCCCUUUCAUACCUACAAAGCUGAUGAAGGAGCCGGAAACUGUACAGAAUGUCCAGACAAUCUGAAGACUCUGAGAUCAGGCAGGACUAGUUCUGAUGACUGCCUUGAUCUCUGUCCUCCUGGAACGUAUUCAUCAGCAGGCAUUCAACCGUGUCUAGACUGUCCAUUUCAUCACUACAAAAGUUUUGAAGGAGCAGGAAACUGUACAAAAUGUCCAGAGAAAAAGAUAACUCUGACCAAUGGCACCUCCUGUCCAGCUGGAAGGUAUUCCUCAACAGGCUAUGAGCCGUGUAAUAGGUGUCCCUUUCAUACCUACAAAGCUGAUGAAGGAGCCGGAAACUGUACAGAAUGUCCAGACAAUCUGAAGACUCUGAGAUCAGGCAGGACUAGUUCUGAUGACUGCCUUGAUAUCUGUCCUCCUGGAACGCAUUCAUCAGCAGGCAUUCAACCGUGUCUAGACUGUCCAUUUCAUCACUACAAAAGUUUUGAAGGAGCAGGAAACUGUACAAAAUGUCCAGAGAAAAAGAUAACUCUGACCAAUGGCACCUCCUGUCCAGCUGGAAGGUAUUCCUCAACAGGCUAUGAGCCGUGUAAUAGGUGUCCCUUUCAUACCUACAAAGCUGAUGAAGGAGCCGGAAACUGUACAGAAUGUCCAGACAAUCUGAAGACUCUGAGAUCAGGCAGGACUAGUUCUGAUGACUGCCUUGGUACAUAUAACCUUUCCAGCUGGAAGGUUUCCUCAACAGGCUAUGAGCCGUGUAAUAUGUCCCUUUUUCCUACAAAGCUGAUGAAGGACGUUACAGAAUGUCCAGACAAUCUGAAGACUCUGGGAUCAGGCAGGACCAGUUCUGAUGACUGCCUUGAUCUCUGUCCUCCUGGAACGUAUUCAUCAGCAGGCAUUCAACCGUGUGUAGACUGUCCAUUUCAUCGCUACAAAAGUUUUGCAGGACCAGGAAACUGUACGGAAUGUCCAGGGAAUUGGAUAACUCUGACGAAUGGCACCCCCUGUCCAGCUGGAAGGUAUUCCUCAACAGGCUAUGAGCCGUGUGGAAACUGUCCCUUUCAUACCUACAAAGCUGAUGCAGGAGCCGGAAACUGUACAGAAUGUCCAGACAAUCUGAAGACUCUGAGAUCAGGCAGGACCAGUUCUGAUGACUGCCUUGACAUAGCUGAAGAUAUUAAAAUUAAAAUGCCCGACUUCUUGUACGCUGUGAUUGUAUAUUUGUGUAGAUCUCUGUCCUCCUGGAACCCCCCUGUUCAGCUGGAAGGUAUUCCUCAACAGGCUAUGAGCCGUGUGGAAACUGUCCCUAUCAUACCUACAAAGCUGAUGCAGGAGCCGGAAACUGUACAGAAUGUCCAGACAAUCUGA